This is a messenger RNA of Porites lobata, 12300 nucleotides long. Lineage: Eukaryota; Metazoa; Cnidaria; Anthozoa; Scleractinia; Poritidae. The record is from the annotation of a GenBank genome assembly.
AGCAAAGAGCGCUCUUCGUUUUCCGGUUUUUCCAAGAAAUUUUUAAACAAACAGCUUCACUUUAAGACCUGUCUACUUUUCAUAGCAGUGAGACGGCAUGGCGUAUCAGUCCAGCGCUUUUUACCUUUUUAACUGUGACAAUACUUAUAAUUUAGAGAUAGUAGAGAGGUUUUUGCUUGAAGUAGAGAAGAAAUAUGGCUUCAAAGUUACGGUCGAUCGUCAUUAUUUUAAGCUGCAACAAAUGACUGAUUUGUGCGAGAGAACGUUACCUCAACUGGUAACAGAUUUCGCUGUAUUUGUUGUACAUGCAAAUGAAUCUCGUCUCUCCAUCAACGAAGACAACGCUGGCAUUGGUUACGCAAGAAUCUACCGAGCUUUGCUUGAGAAAACAGGUGGGUUUCUGAUGAGUAUACUUCGACUCUGCCUUCCACUGAUUCAGUCGUAGUUCCAUAAUUUAAUAUAGUACAUUUUCCACUUAAUAAAACGUUAAACGCGACAAUGCCCACCAUAGUUUUAAGCAUAAAUAUCGCAACCGGAAAAUACGCGCUUCACAUACGUACAGGAAGAGAAAGAGAAGGCCGGGAGUGGAUCGGAAGAGCGGUGUACUUACGCGGAUCAGUGUAUUCGCUGUAACAAUUUUAAUCCAAACAAAAAGAAAAAAAAGAAAGAAAAACGGUUUAAUCAGUAAAUGAAGCAUAAGAUAGAAAACUCCUAGAGCACUUUCGAUUUCGAGAGAUCACGCCGAGGUCACGCCGGUGUCACGCGUAAAAGACGGAAGUAUUUGGUGGAAAAAUUGUUAGAUUAUAGAAAUCAAAAUCAACACAGCUCGCAGCACUUGGGCAACAGAACCGGAAGUUUUUCCUCAGAGAAUUUUUCGGAAAUGGUACAUUACAUACAUAAAUUGAUCCCUCCGGUGCUUGUCCGCAAAUCUCCUCUCCCCUCUUCCCAUGACAAGCCCCUCCGCAUUAAAAACCCUACAACAACAACAAUUACGGUGUAUCAGGUAAAGGUAAAAGGUGAAGCCUGCAAUCGAACCAAGUGUCAGAGCUUAUCUCGGUUUCUGUAGCAUGAGGCAACGAGGAAUAUUUCUUUUUCCCUGGACGAGGGACUCCAGGGUGGUAGCCAUCGAAAAAUGUAAAAUUCUCUCUAGUUGGCUGUAAUAAUAGUGGUUGCUGCUGUACCUCGCUGGAGAGGGAGGCACUGUGACUACCGUGGUUCAAAAGGUGGAUAACGCAGUCCGUUUUCCUAAUACUUAUCCGGUAGAUAGGAAUUUAUUCGGUACAUAACAACAACAACAUUUUAUUUCAACAAUGUGGCUUUUAAACGCUAAUAUAGCAAAUGGACUUUGUAAAAAAUGUUAAUAGGAUAAUAAAAACUGAAAAAAAUACACUAUAUUAUAGAUAACGGUAUCCAAUAUUUGAACAACCUAGGUCUAGGGAGAGUAAAGUGUCUCAACCAACCCAAUAAACCCGGUCCUCUGGAUACGGCGUGUCCAAAAGCACUGAGCAGCGGCGCCUCCCUUAAGGUGUAUCAAAACGCUACAAACAGUUCGAUUACUUUUAUUCCGCUCCUUGUUUCAGAUAACAAAGUGUUGAUCGUGAUAGGCGGAGACAGUAACUACCGGAAUGAAGACGAAAAAGCGCGGUCUGUCAUCUCGCGCUGGGCAAAACGGAAGGUGGCUUCACAGUUCGAUGAAGAGUAUCUGGAUGGAAGGAAAAGUUUUAUCUUCUCCUGGGAUGAAAAACACCGACCGAUUCACGAGCAAGCAAUGCGGCAUUUUCUUGAUCCCAGCAAAAGGGGAUUCACAUUUGAAUACACACCUCCCACGCCCUUGCCAAAGCCCAUAGCACCUGUGGUCCCUCAGCCCUCGCGGAAGUCUGACACACCUAAGGUCCCGGCUCGACCAGCAAUACCUUAUUCGAGACUAGAGGUAGGACUUUAAAUACAUCUCUCCUCCACAUACCGCCGCCGAGUGUCUUCUCUUUGUUGAAGAGGCUGUUUGAAGUCCUCACUAGGAAUUUCUUCCUCAUAACUGCUGACUUGAACGGGAGAGAGGGUUAUGACACAAUCGACGGCACAAAACGUAGGCAGCCCUACCAAAAGUCAAAAAGUUCUUCUUUAAUUUAUUUUAGUUUUCCCUUUCGCCUAAGUUAAAGAUAGAGCAUCGAAACGCACCUAUUUCACUACGAGUCUCAUAGCAAAUAACAUCACGGCUUAACUGACAGACCACCAAUAACAUCGCGACGUAAUUGACCAAUCAGAUCAAUAACCAGGGUAUAAUAAUAUAUAGAUCUAGCCAGGGCUUAAAGCGAAGCUCACGUUAAUAAAUUAAUAAUUUAAAUAAAACAAUAAACAUUAAUUAGUUAACUUUAAGGUACAUUCAUGAGACUUUUGAGGGAAAGUGAUUCCUUAGAGAAAAAAUAAUUUGACAGUCCAAGAGUGAAUAAAUUUUACAUCGAGUAAAUAGUCCUCGGUUGCAGCCAAUUUAUACGUUGCAUUCCUCUGUCUAAAAAGAAGGCCAAAAUAAAAAGAAAUCAGGCCGGUCUUUUUGUGUUUCGAAAAAGAUUUGUGUUCUACAGGUUUACUUUACAAGUAAAUCUUGGCGACAAAUCUGGUGGUGUGCAUACUGAACAAGUCUUUUAAAAAUACUUUUUAUCAGUGUUUUUACACAUAAGGUCUAAGGAAAACAGUAGUAUGCCUGUGUGCCUGUUUUUUAUCAUACAGACCUCGAGCAAAAGUUGUUCCUCCUUGCCUUACUUAAACCUAUAAUUCUGCAGUUUUUCACAAUUUUGCAAGACAAAUUGUGCUCAUUCAAUAUCCAAGACGAUCGAAGCACGCGCUUCCUUUGAGUAAAAAUUUACAGAAUUGACCACAUUAUAAAACGUUUUCAUGAAGAGAAUUUUCCGUAAUACCGGGACUGUUAAGUCGGAAAAAUCUGUUCCUAUGUAAUAAGCAGGAUAGCAAUUAUGGGCUUUUAGUGAAAACGAUCAAAAAAUUCCCAAAAUCACCUAUACGGCCAGCCGGACUGGUUGUCACAUUUGUCAAGCACCAAAUGUGCCGUCCGAACUGUCGGAACGGUGAUUUGAUAAAUGCAAAUUUUGCAUUUAAGUAUCUCUACAGACACAAACAAAAAUUCGCAAAUAAACGACUCUGUAUAUAUACAGAGUGAAACUUCGUAAUUAAUUAAUUGCGAGUUUUUUACUCACUCAUAUAUACGAAGCAAAUUUUUGCAAUUAGUUAAUCGCGAGGUUUUACUCUAAAUACAUAUUAAUUACACUGAUACAAAUCUCGCACUUAACUAUUUUUCCUUAACUGCGAAAUUUCUCUGUUAACAUGAAAGAACACAAAUCUUGCACUAAACAAUUUUUCCUUAACUGCGAAAUUUCUGUCUGUUUAUAGUACAAGACUCAAAUCUCGCACUUAACUAUUUUUCCUUGACUGCGAAAUUUCUGGCUGUUUAUAGUAAAGAGACUCAAAUCUCGCAGUUAACCAUUUUUCGUUAACUGCGAAAUUUCUCUCUGUUUACAUGAAAGAACUCAAAUCUCGUACUAAACAAUUUUUCCUUAACUGCGAAAUUUCUCUCUGUUAAUAGUAAGGAACACAAAUCUCGCACUUAACUAUUUUUGGCUAACUGCGAAAUUUCUCUCUGUUCAUAGUAAAAAACACUAAUCUCGCACUUAACUAUUUUUCCUUAACUGCGAAAUUUCUGGCUGUUUAUAGUAAAAGAAUCAAAUCUCGCAGUUAACCAUUUUUCCUAAACUGCGAAAUUUCUCUGUUUACGUGAAAGAACACAAAUCUGGCACUAAACAAUUUUUCCUUAACUGCGAAAUUUCUCUCUGUUAAUAGUAGAUCAUAGUAAGAAACACAAAUCUCGCACUUAACGAUUUUUCGUUAACUGCGAAAUUUCUGUCUGUUUACAUGAAAGAACACAAAUCUCGCACUUAACUAUUUUUCGUUGACUGUGAAAUUUCUGUCUGUUUAUAGUAAGACUCAAAUCUCGCAGUUAACUAUUUUUCCUUAACUGCGAAAUUUCUCUCUGUUUACAUGAAAGAACUCAAAUCUCGUACUAAACAAUUUUUCGUUAACUGCCAAAUUUCUCUCUUUUCAUAGUAAAAAACACUAAUCUCGCACUUAACUAUGUUUCCUUAACUGCGAAAUUUCUGUCUGUUUAUAGUACAAGACUCAAAUCUCGCACUUAACCAGUUUUUCCUUAACAAGUUUAUUUUAAAUUAAAUAUAGCUUACAAAGCUUGUGCCUGCAAUUUUAAUAGUGAAGGCUAUUCGAGGCAGGUACAAGAGAAAAAAGAAAAUUCUAUGAAUAUAUUUAACGAACAAUCCUAGAAGCAAUCUAUUGUAGUUUGUCGUGUGGUUUAUAGCCAGAUUGAGACAGGAAGGCAGACUGUACUUCAUAGGGAGGACACUUUACACAAAUUAGAUAUUUCCCGACACAGACCAAUUUGUGGUCUUUUUCCAGCUGAAUGUCAACUGGAAUGUCAGUCUUUCAUGCUCUGUUAUUUGCGAAACGUUUUCCCCGUUUUUGCUGUUGGAUGAGUGGCAACAAGCUCAACUCCAAAAAUGCUAGAAAGCUUCAGUAUCAUGGCCAUCAAUUUGUGGGUACUUAGUACUUAGGAAAAGAGACGAAAAACACAGCUGAACACGUCUUCAUGAAGAAAAUCUUUCUUCGGGCGUGCGUAAAUAAAGAUUUUGUUCUUAGCAGCUCAAUAGGACUUAUACAAGUCAAGCACGCGCGCUAGGCAAUUUAUGAACCUCGAGUUUUUCCUCUUUUUGCUUUCCAAAUCAAGUUAGUUUAAUGGUUAAACUUACGUACGCAUAAGUAGACUUCAAACAGAGAAUCUGAUAGUAAAUCAGUAGUAAAUUAAAUAUCUACAAGAGCCAUAAUGGGACCCAUUAUGACACACUACCGAUCUCUUUGAGAAUCUAAUGAAAAAAUGAAGCGGCCCCGCCGAUGUUGCUGUUGAUAAUUGCCAGACAAUGGCUGGUGAAAAUUGCUUGUCCCCAGUUCAAGAAUUCAGUUGUUUCAACUUACAAAGGAUUUUUUUUUUGGUAAAGAAAUCAGAAAAGCCCAGCCAUUUUCAGGAAUGCUUUGCCCCGCUCACCUGGAAUUUCGGACAUCUCCCUCUCAAGUUUGUCUUUUGUCAGUGUAAAAGGGUCUGCAACACUUUUUAGUUACGUGAAGCAUGAUUAGGCGAUUUAUUUCUGGUGAAUCAUGAUUUAAAAAUUUUUUAUUAGUGAUUAAAAUCACGAUUUUAAAAUUUUUUCGUUAAAAUCGUUUCCCACUAGGCUCGAAAGACCAGACUCGAGAAGACGGAGGAAAUUGAACCGACAUGUCCACGUGAACAAUUUUUUUAUUUCAACAUGACCUACUGUAGGUGAAUGAAGGGCCGACAUCAACCGAUUCGAAACGUGAUUCGUGAACCAUUUUGUUUUGCGUGAUGAAUUUUCAGCAAUUGCAUUGCUUUAAAAAUGUACGCAAUGUUUUCGAAUGACUGUGGUUUGGUUUUGACAGGACAUGAAGUUUACACGGAUCGAUUCACCCAAGACAGAAAUCGCCGGUCUUUCUAUAGAUCUUUGUCAGCUAUAGUAACCCAGAAAAUGCUUACCUGCGAGAUUUCUGUUCCUUCACAUCAACAGAGACAUUUUGCAGUUAAUGAAAAAUGGUUAACUACGAGAUUUGUGUUUCUUCACGUAAACAGAGAGACAUUUCGCAGUUAACAAAAAUGGUUAAGUUCGAGAUUUGCAUUCCUUAUUAUAAAUCGAGAGAAAUUUCGCAGUUAACGAAAAGUGGUUAACUGCGAGAUUUGUGUUUCUACGUAUUGACAGAGAAAUUUUGCAGUUAACGAAAAGUGGUUAACUGCGAGAUUUGUGUUUCUACGUAUUGACAGAGAGAAAUUUUGCAGUUAACGAAAAAUGGUUAACUGCGAGAUUUGUGUUAAUUUCUACGUAUUGACAGAGAGAAAUUUUGCAGUUAACGAAAAAUGGUUAACUGCGAGAUUUGUGUUUCUGCGUAUUGACAGAGAGAAAUUUUGCAGUUAACGAAAAGUGGUUAACUGCGAGAUUUGUGUUUCUACGUAUUGACAGAGAGAAAUUUUGCAGUUAACGAAAAAUGGUUAAUUGCGAGAUUUGUGUUUCUGCGUAUUGACAGAGAGAAAUUUCGCAGUUAACGAAAAGUGGUUAACUGCGAGAUUUGUGUUUCUACGUAUUGACAGAGAGAAAUUUUGCAGUUAACGGAAAAUGUCGAGAAAAUGGUCAAGUGCGAGAUUUAUAUUCCUUUAUAUAAACCGAGAAUAAAUUCGCAGUUACCUGAAAAAUGGUUAACUGCGAGAUUUGUGUUUCUUACUAUAGACAGAGAGAAAUUUCGCAGUUAUAUCGACAAAUGGUUAAUUGCCAGAUUUGUGUUCCUUAAUAUUAGCAGAGAGAAAUUUUGCAGUUAACGGAAAUGAUUAACUGCGAGAGAGGUUUCUGUUCCUUCAUAUAAACAGAGACAAAUUUCGCAGUUGAUGAAAAAUGGUUAGCUGCGAGAUUUGGGUUUGUUACUAUAAACAGAGAGAAAUUUCGCAGUUAAUGACAAAUGGUUAACUGCGAGAUUUGUAUCAGUAUAUAUAUAUAUGCAUAGUAUUUUUUUUACUAAUUUUACUUUUCACUGAGAUAAUUAAUUGCGAAAGUUUGUCGUCUAUCUGUAGACAUACUUAAAUGCAAAAUUUGCAUUUAUAUCUACUCCCCUGUCGGAACCGUUUGAAUUCGAAUGAACAUUAAUAGAGUUAGGCUUCAAUAUGAUAGAGAACUUAUUAUGCUUAGGUUUUAAUUCCCCUUAUUUAUCGUUUUGUUUAUGUGUUAUCUUUAAAAGCGUUUGAUAUUUACGCGCUGCAUUUUGCGUUCUCUUGUUUUGUUAUAUGUUCGACUGAAAACAACCUGCGCAGCGAUUAAAUUGAGAAAGAGACUACUAACAAUCAGUAAAAUACACAUAACUCGGUGAAACAUGUACAGAGACAACAAUUUUCAAUCAGGAAGAUAAGUUUGGAGAGUAAAGUGUCUCUGAAAAUCAUGUGUCAGGUAAGCAUAAGCUCAUAAACUUCAAAAACCUUGCGGAUUUCAGCCGGCUUCCCGGUGUUUGCUAUACUUCAACUUGAACCGCGAGGCAAGCAUAUCGCUCAGGGCUUUCUUUUUACAGCCAAAAUCAUAACUAAAUAAAUUGUACUCUUAGGAACGUUUUCUUUGUAUUUGUGAUAAAAAGAUGUUAAGACUUUUUAAAAAUUUGCAAACUUAUGUCAAACCUGAUUGUAGGUCAGAUCAUCGUCUUGUGCAUAAACUAGGCGCAAAAACUACGAUCGACUUUAGAAAACCAGAAAAAAAAACAUCAAAUACAAUAAUAACUCAGGCUUACCAGUUAAGAUGCAACUCCUGAAGGCCAUCAGAAUCGCUUGAGACUUUGUUGAACCCUCUUAAUAAUACGCAUUAAGCAAGGGGAAAUGAGAUCCAUCCGAAAUCGGAUUUCAGAUGACUUUGACAAGCGGCGCAUUUCUCAACCAAAAAACUAAUAAACAAACCAGCCACGAAUAACUUAAGAAUCUUGCCUGCAGCUCUAUUUCAUUUUGUACAUCCAAAGGAAAAAAACAGUUAAAAGUCAAAAGCAGUCAAAAGCAACUUCCCUAUCUGUAAAAACUGGCUUAAUUCUCGCGUCCGAGGUCAGUUUGAAAUUAAAAGUUUAAUAGUGCGGCUCAUAAACACAUUUUUCUAUUUCCCAUGCAUUAAAAAAAUUGAACUUGAGCCUGCAAUCAUUUGAAAAGUAGUAACUUGUCAGCGGAUAACUUCGAAAAGAACUCGAAUUCAGUGGGCCGAUACCUGAGCCCGCGAUACAGUCAGGUGAUGAUGGUCAGCGGAUUCUCUAGUAUAACAGCUUUCAAUUGAACUUUUCGAAUAAACGGACUGUUGACUGCGAGUGUGAGUAGGACAUUUCAGUCUAGGUUGUAAUGGAGGAUUGAUGGGGCGAAAGGUCAGAUCGUGUAUUUGAACAGCCCUGGCCGGUAAAAGCGAGGUUUCAUUUCAUUUUCAUUUUUAUGUCGGUAAGUGUGACAUAUUAUAUCAGCUUAGAUGUAAGGGAAAAACGACUGGCCUUUCAUCUGAGCCCGCGAGAUGGUCAUGUGAUUACUGUCAGCGGAUGUCUGAUUUUGACAUCUGUUAAUUCAUCCUCAUACGGAUGGCUUACAAAGUGUUAAUUUCUCCAAGAUCUAACGUGACAUUUAACAUCAGCUUACAUAAAGGGUGCACGGGUAGGCGUACGGUACGCCAUAACCAAAUUUUCUCGGAUGGAUAGUUUACCAAAUUUUCUUACCCAUGGUGCUCUGCUGAUGCGCGCUUCGCGCGCGGGAGCUCCGCUAUAAUACCAUCAACUGACGUGAUACAACUCACUUUGACUCUGAAGAUGACUACCGCAUAGGUUGUCGAAACGUCAGUCACUGCUGUCGACAACAACAGUCCUAUUCAGGGUAGCCUGCAGUGCAGGCGUAUUUAGGGUGGGCGAAACCCUGUUCGUGUUCGUAAUAUUGUUGUAGUUGCCAUCUUUGUCUCCUCCUCUCUUCGGGAAGUUUUAACAUGGUGCUUUCGCGAGCAAAUUGCGAGUUCAAAGAAAACGGCUGCACUGCAGGCUAUAUUCAGGACUAUACGUUCACCCGGACGAUCAAAUUCAACCUCCUUUUGAAAUUACGUCUGGGUUCAAACCUUUCACAUAUAUUUUUUUCUGACAAUAUCAGUACAUAUGCAAGAGAUCUCAUGUGAAGUAACAAAUGGUCAUAUACGAGAAAAGCUCUCCACUUAUUCUCCAAGGUGAAUUUUUGUUGAGAUCAAUAUGGAGAAUCUGAAUAUAUCAGUUAGAGCUUACAGCUGAGCUUAAGUAGUUAAAAGUGCUUGCCCUUCAGUUGUGUUUGAUUUCGCGGCACCAGGACUAGAUUGAAGCACGGAUAGUGCUCUCUGUUUCUUAAGUCGACUUAUUUAGCUGACGUAAACUAAGAAGAUUUCGUCAGGUUAGUCUAUUAAUAGCUAACAGCGUAUGAAAUAAAUAUUAAAAGCAUUGCAUCGCAUUAAUUGCUUUCUUCAGGACGAUGAAGAAGAAUCACGAACCCACACUAGGGAAGCACCAACACGUAAGUUGAGGGAUGAACCGCCAAAAGGCAAUUAUGAAGGUAAACGUUCCCUCGAUGAUUUGAAAAGUUCAGUGUCACAUCAUCUAUGUUUGGAGAUCAAGAAGCAUUAUAAGAAUUGACUCCUACGUUUUCCCCACGGGAGUGUCUCGAAUGCUUCCGAGAGGGUAGCAAAAGGGGAAGUCAUGAUCCCGUUUCACGUACAAAUUUUGACAAAUUUCACGUAUCGCGUGGAAUAUAAACCAAUUUUCAAGAGUCAUGAAUCUCACCCGUUAAUCAAAGGGGAUAGGAACCGAAACACAGUCACCAUGAAUCCUAAUUCGCAUUAUAUUUGACGAUCGCAAUUUCUCCCCACUUCUCCUCUCAGUAGAAUGUCGGUGGGGCCAUCUUAAAGGCCGUUAACGAGCAGUCGCGCAUGUGGGAAAUUCGUGUUUCCAGCGGUCUUGCGUUCAAAUCAACGUCCCCGAUGCGACUUCUUUUCAUGCCUCAGCGAAAGAAGCCUGCGUGGCAGGCGCAAGUUAGUUUUUUUGGUUAGUUUUGAUUUACUCCUUUUCUCUCCACAAGUGCGCACACGUGUCCUCGAAAUUUCUCCCUUCGCUCUAACAAACCCCCGCCGAUGCCUUCUGUGCAGGCUACAGCGACUGUGCCUAUGGCCUUUCGUAGGGGGCAAUUCACUCAGUUUAACACGAAAACAAACAAGACUUGCCGAAGUGGACGAUAAUUAUCCCAAAGGUCACUGGUCACGUGCAGUUUUAAGGGUCUGGUCUUUAGGUAGUAAUUUUUAACCAAGACAAAAACGUAAUACAUGCGCAGAGAAUAAUACCAGUGGCCUUGUUUAAUCCCUCUUUCUUAUUUCAAUGAUUUUCACGAAAUGCGACAAAAUAUUCACUAGUCCCGCACAUCACGGAUCACGUUCCUAUUUUGGGAACUUUGACGCGUCACGCACUAAAUUUGGGCCUAAUCAAGCCUCACACGUAAACCCUAUGCUACCCUCUUCCUAAGCGUUUGAAUCCCCGACCCUGUGUAGGGCAAAGAGAAACCUGAAAUUAUAUCUACUCUGGCUUUAGAACCCUACUUGGCUAAGGCAAGGAAAACAAAACACAAGCAACCAUCUUCUUUGCCGCGACUGCUCACGAUUCUGAAUGUUUCGGAGGAUCAAAUUCAGAAAUCGCUUUCUUUUCAUAUUGAUACAUGCAUAUGGCAGAUUACAAAUGAUGAAAUGAUUUCUAGAGUAAAGUAAUGACAACUUGUGAUUAAUCUUUGCACUCCUCAUUUACGGUGGUAGCAAUGUGAUCUUAGGCCUUCACGACUUAAUUUCACAUACAAAAUGACGGAUUAAGUACUAAAUAUAGCACAAGUAUACCUCUUCUCUUUGAACGCGUUACCCAACCCACCCCUCCUUACUGAACAUACGGUUAUACGCCUUUUGGGCGUAAGUAUCUUGAAUGGGCCCUUUGCAGCUCCAAUCACAGGAGACACAACCACCCUGCUGGAGGUAUGAGAAGCAGUGGGGCAUUAAAAACAAAGAGAUAACAUUUUUAAAGCUUAUUUCUUUCCUUUUCAAUUUCCCUUUGUGUUGUUUUCCCUCCAGAAAGGGGUUUUUUCACUUCGGUGGCUGUUUAGCUACAAAGGGUUAAAUGGUGGGGCUAAGCCAGCCUUGUUUCCACAUAACCAAGGCUGUACUUACGAAUUUUCAGAAGGUCUUUUUGUAUUUAGUGGCUAAGAUUCUGGUUAGAGUGUACCUUUACAACUAAAAAUAGGUGCAGUGUAAAACGUAGUAACCUCAGCUACUAAAUAGGUCCGACUGAACUCUGAAUCUUUCACUAUUGCAGCUAUGCGUCCAGCUGCCAGUGGAACAGCACCAGCUGUUUAUCCAGCAGGGACCAGGUCACUGCAUGCACACAAUCGUGGAACAAUUCAAAGACAUCAUGGCUGCUGUCCGUGUCAUUGUCAAUUACUGUAAGGUUUUUUCCACGCUUAAUGGAGGGCCGUGUUGCACUCUCUUCGCUACAAUUAUAGAAAAAAUGCUGUGAAAAGCUAUGCCGGUUGCCAGUGGUUGCUAACUUACAACCAAAAUUUUAGUUCAUAGAACCCUACGGAAUUUAUUCUCAUAAAUGCCCUAUCAGAACAAACAAAAAUACCCCAAAUCCCCAGCCAUCUGGCUCCGGUUGUUUAAAAGCUGGAUAGCGCUAUCCACCGGAUAAAUCACUCUCCAGUGGAUAAAUAUUAGGGAAACCAACUGCUAUGUCGAGUGGAUAGCUCUAUCGGCCUUUUAAACAACUAGAGCCAGGUGGCUAAAUGUAAUGACCAGUAAGAAAGGUGAAUGUUUAGUGACGGAAAGUAUUUUAGUCCAACAAGUCUAGCAAGCACAGUGAUCUCUCAAAGGUAAUCAAACUCAUCGCUUGAUGAAGACAUCGACUUGACCAGAACUACUUGGUGGAAACGUCGAAAUCAAUGACAGAGUGCGACAGACCUAUCAGAAAAUAUUUUAUUUAGCCAGAUUUCUUUUGCCAAUUUCAUACCGCAGCUGAAUCUCAUGUUUAUGUCGUUUGUUAGGCCCCACCAUAACUACCCCUUGUGGGACCUUCCAAAUUCGUUUUCUUAAAGUGUACCGCACAACUCAUAAAUAUAGGGAGUGCAAACAUAUUAAUUUGGGUAGCAAUCCUCUCUGUGUUGAAGCGGUGGAGAAUAAAGCUUAUCGAAAUUUGGGGCAGCAAUUUACUAUUAACAGAUAUGCACGAGAAACCUCUCAGUAAUUUAUGCGGCGACAACUCCCAAAGAAAAAUAAUUGCUUUUGCGGUGUGCUAAUAAUGCGUUGAUAAAGGUAGGCUAAUUUGGAUGAAAUUUUUAGGCAAGUACAGGUUUACGCGGGUUCAGAUUAUUGUGUAUAAUUGCUCGUCCACACAUAGGGCUCACAAGAUCCCUUUGGUAGCCUCCCUUUGGCGAUUAUUAGGUGAUUAUUGACUGUUCGUGUCGUAGACUUGAAAGAAUUUUGAAAAAGCAAGACGGAGUGUACAUGAGAAUUUUUUUUUCAGUAGUCAGUCAUAGACCUAUUCGGCUAACUCAAUGUUGUACCCAAUUCAAACCCUUUGGGAAUAAAACGUUUUGUUUCAGCAAUUUCCACAUCAUUUAAAUGUCUUAACCCC